AUUACACAACACAGGUAGAUAAUGGACAUUCAGCUGGCUUUAUUUGUUUUCUUCGCCGUAUGUGGAUUUGAAUUCGUAGUUGGUCUGACAUGCCGACUUUGUUACUAUGCACAAGAUGUAACAAAGUGUGGAGCUACAACACAAUGUCCACAAGAUGAGCAUUGUGGAAUCCAUGAAUUUUCCAUGAAUGGAGUGAAAACGUAUCAUGCUGGGUGUAUUUCCACUGAUGUGUGCGAAGGAAGACAAGACGCACCAAUUAAAAUAUUUGGAAAACGUAGACAAUUAACAACUGUAAAAGUACAAUGCUGUGAUACAGACCUGUGUAAUGUCGAUCCAAAUAAUGUUACGACAGGAUUGCCAGAAAUGAAUGUAACCACCACCCCAUCUAAAACGACUGGGAGUUCUACAUCUGACCAGCAGUUAAUGACGUCAAACAUUCCUACGACUUCCACCACGUGCGUUGAUCAUUCUAACUGUGUCCACCUUUUACAGACAUUUCCAAUAUGUACAGAUUCUUAUACUGCAAAGACUGUUUGUCCAAAAUUAUGCGGUUUAUGUGAUACUGAUACUUCAGCAGCAUCACAUACAUCUAACCAAUGUGUAGAUACUUCGAAUGAAUGUGAAUUACUGAUACAACAUUUUCAAGUUUGUAACGAUACUGAAUUCUCAUUGGCUAGAUGUAGAAAAUCUUGCAACAUGUGUUCGCAAGUCACUACAACAGUACCUAGUGUAGAGACGCCUCCGCCGAAUAGAGAAACACCCUCACCAAGUCGAGAAACUCCUUCACCGAACAGAGAAACACCCUUACCUUCGCAGAGCUCUUCCUUAAUCUUACCAAAUAUAGAGACACCACUUCCAAAUCGAGAAACGGUUGAACCUUCUCAAACAUCAGCACCUCUACCAAAUAUAGAGACGCCAAGCUUUUAAAAGCAUUUGU
Molecule: messenger RNA, 937 nt
Organism: Mytilus trossulus (common blue mussel)
Lineage: Eukaryota; Metazoa; Mollusca; Bivalvia; Mytilida; Mytilidae
Product: mucin-2-like
Exons: 6
Coding region: 22-927 (301 amino acids)
Source: RefSeq, a predicted model, not a curated record